Molecule: messenger RNA, 2514 nt
Organism: Triticum dicoccoides
Lineage: Eukaryota; Viridiplantae; Streptophyta; Magnoliopsida; Poales; Poaceae
Exons: 6
Coding region: 1412-2137 (241 amino acids)
Source: RefSeq, a predicted model, not a curated record
GGCCGCGUCUCUGUCUUGCUCAUUUCGUCCCCGCGUCGGCCGCCCCGCUGUCUCCCGCCACCGCCCACCUUCCCGCCCGCUCGCUCGCCUUCGCGCCGCCGACCACCGCCGCCGAGAUGGGCUCCCUCGGCGGCUACGUCUCCCCCUACGGCGUCUAUCUCGACCAGCAGCGCGUCUUCUUGCUCGUCAUCAACCGCCGGCCGCGGGACCUCUUCGACUACUUGCACUCCAUCCCCGGAGCGCCCGCGGACCUGCGAUGCCGCCUCGUCGGCUUCGCCGAGAGGGCUCUCCUGGCGCCGCGGCUGGGAAACUGGUGGCCUGACGAGAGCUCGUGGACCCUGUAUUGGGCGAUGUACGCGUGGGCUCACGCAGACGCAAUGCUUAACAGAUUUGUUACUGGUGGAAUGAACGGUUUGGUUUAGUAUGAUGGUGCACAGAAUUGUUGCUAUUGGAGUCAGUUACCUUUUCAUGCUUAAGCACUCAGUUAAUUGUCUGCUGUACAGAAUUUGCAUGCUGUUGGAACAGAUGGUUUGGUUUAGAGUUUUCGUAUAGCGCGAAGAAGAUCAAUCUUAACUGGAAUGAAUCAGUCUGUUAAGUUUUAUCCAAUGCUGUUCUUGGCCCAAACGAUUUGGUUCAGUCCUGUAAGAGAGCACCGUUUUAUGUCUUGUUCUUUUCCUGGAAGCUCCUAUGCUGGCAAGGCGCGCAUCACAUUGUGAAAUGAUAUUGGUCAAGUGGAAGAAAAUGAAGUAUCAAGCUCUGAUCCUCACUGCUUAGAUUUUCUAGAGAGGAUCAAAAGUUUUAUUUUCAGAACUGUUGCUUAUUUGGUGAAACCUUGGACAGAAGACCCCAGUCCCAAGCUUUGUUGACAGUUUAGCAGUGGGGAAGUGCGGCAAUGGUUUGCUUGGUUGAAAGGAUAUGGACAGUACAGGAUUAACGAAAAAAUUGCUUUGAGAAAACACACACACAAAAAAGGGUAGUAACAAGAGUUUGUUGGCCUGAUAUUUUCUGGUAGCAGUGUUUAUCUUCCUGGUUGGUGUUGUUUUUUCUAAACCAGCUUAUAGGCAGGAUUACUAUUUUUCUCCCGAAGGAAUUAUAAUAAUGCCAACUUAAUACCCAUGGUGUUUCUGCCUUUCAGUUUAAUAGAACCAUAUUCUAUCUUAGGAUUCAGUUUUUUUGUCUGUUACAGUUAGUAUUUCAACCUGACAACAAGCAUCAUCAAGACGAAGGCUUGAUAAAUAUUUGUUCCUAUGUUGCCAUUUGGUAGGAAUUUAAGCAGUACUGUAGUUAAUAAUAGAAAAGCUGUAGGAAGCAGGAGGGAGCAUGACUAUCCCUGACCCAUUCAUCACUUGUAUUUGACAGAAAAGCAGUUUGAUCUAACUGAAUAUGGCAUUAUGUGAGCUCAGCCCUGCACAUGAGCUAUCUAAUUUUUGCUGUUGUUUGCAGACUUUGUGCGCCUCAGAUAUCUGGUAAUCCAUCCAAUUUCGAUGCAGCACUAGCAUUUGCGAACCUAUCCCUGGGCCAACCGGGAUCCCAGCAAAUGGCUCCACAGGAGCUGAUGCAGAACAACUAUGGUACACCUGCAAUGAGAGUACCAUCUCUGCACCAACCUGGACCAGCGCAACUCACUCCACAGGGGCUGAUGCAGAACAGAGAAGUGCUGCCCACAGUAGAUAUCAAAGGAAAGGGACCUGCAUUAGGAGUAGGCCAGCAAGAACUGCGGGUCCAUGUCGCUUGUUUGAUGGCAGAUGACGGCACUACAGGUGCUGCGGGAUUGUUGAUCAAGAGGGAAACGUGGCAGUUCAUCUGCGCGUUAUGUUUUCCGAUGCGGAGCACGGAGGAGACGGUUCUUUUUGCAGCUGCUUGUUGUGAAGGGAUCAAAGUUGCUCUGGCCUAUCAACCUACUAGCAUUGUGCUGGAGUCCCAUCUAUUCCAUCUGGUCGACCUGCUACUUGGCGGCGCUCAAGCUCCCUGCCGAGAUAUGGAAGAGUUGACGGCAUUACUGCAGCUCUCACGUUGCAGAGUGCAGCACAUCACGGAAGAUUCCAAUGGCGCUGCUCGUCGACUGGCCAUGCAUUGUUUGCUGAGAGAGGAGGCCGAGAUAUACUUCAGUGCUCCUGAUUGGCUUGUCCUUACUUAGCUGGUUGCCAAGGUCAGUCAUGUUAGUUACUCUGGUAUAGAGAAUGAUUCGCAAACUACUGUAUAGGAAGUUAGAAAGAGACGGUGAAUGCUGUAGAUGGCAACUGCAGGCUUGAUAGAGUUUAGAUGCAGAGGUUUGCGAGCGUUCAGCAAGUGUAGAUACAGCUGAAUAGCAUUCUUUUAGUGCCCGUGUGGGGAAAAACACAGGUAGCUGUGCCCGCAAUGGUACACUUUUGUUAUGAAUUGUGUGGCUACUAUCUUGUCGAUGAACUGUGUAACUGCUACGUAGUUCUGAGCGCUGUGAUGUAAACUUGUGUAAGAGUAGGGCCACUGGGCCAGGCACUGAUAACUGAUUCGUGUAUGAGAUGGAAGAAAGUA